Pedinophyceae sp. YPF-701 is the source of this 348-nucleotide messenger RNA. The record is from the annotation of a GenBank genome assembly. NCBI's taxonomy places the organism in Eukaryota, Viridiplantae, Chlorophyta, Pedinophyceae.
AUGGCCGCCGCCAAGUCCGUCUCGGUGUGGACGCGAGUCGCCGGGCUCUACGGAGCCGCCGGAGUCGGCCUCGGCGCAUGGGGUGCGCACGGCAUCAAGAGCGUCGACCCUGAGUUCAAGGCGAUUUACGAGACGGGCUCGCGGUACCACUUCGCGCACACGGCGCUCAUCGCCCUGUCGCCGCUCGCCCGGCGGCCGCACGUGACGGGCGCGCUGGCGGCGACGGGCACGGCGCUGUUCAGUGGCUCGAUGUACCUGGUGGGCGUGAACGAGGACCGCGCGUACGGCAAGGCGGGGCCCGUGGGCGGCAUGUUCCUCGUCGCCGCGUGGCUCUCCCUGGCCCUGUGA